UCAGAGUACUCGUACUAGUGGUAGCGUGUUAGUGUAGUGACCAGAGUGCUUAAUACCUUGUGUGUAUAUAUAUAUAUAUCUAUACACAGACACACACUACCUACGUAUAUACCUGGUUGGGCUACACUUAGUUUCUUCAUCAUCAUCGUGGUCGUCUAAUAUUUUUUUGUUGAGUCCCUCCUUUGAAGCUUUGGAUAAAGUGCGCGCGUGUGCUUUUCGUUCAUACAUACCGCACUAUGAAGACAAUAACUCAGAUAUCUCUGUGUUUUCUACUCGGAAUCACGACUGCUUUUCCCAGCGGAGAAAAUCCUUUGGAAACUCCAAUACACACCAAUACAAUACACCGAUUUAUACCAGCCGUUGAAGCAAAGUCAACCGACGAAGCAAGAUCACUGAAAAAAGUAUUUCUCUCCAAUAGGAGCGUCACUUGCAACGAUGGAUCGCAAGCUGGCUUCUAUUUGCGCAAAUCACACACGAGCAAAAGAUGGAUUAUUUUUUUAGAAGGAGGAUGGUAUUGCUACGAUCAUCAGAGUUGUCAAAAUAGGUGGCUACGACAAAGACAUUACAUGACGUCCGCUCAAUGGCCUGAAACUAGAGACGUUGGAGGAAUUUUAUCACCGAACGAAGACGAGAAUCCCUACUGGUGGAACGCGAAUCACGUUUUUAUACCCUAUUGCACCAGCGAUUCCUGGAGCGGAUCUAAAGCAACACGCGAUGGCAUGUUUAAUUUCAUGGGAGCUUCCGUUGUGCAACAAGUCGUUCGCGAUUUAGUGCUUUUGGGAUUAGAAAAUAGCACGGAUUUACUUCUGGCUGGAAGCAGCGCCGGAGGAACGGGAGUUAUGAUCAAUUUGGAUCCUGUGCAGGAAUUGCUGCAUGACAUGUUGGAUUUGAAGCAUAUUUCCGUUCGAGGUGUAACCGAUUCAGGGUGGUUUUUGGAUAGAGCUCCGUAUGCGCCGACCGGGAAGCCUGCUGUAGAAGCCAUCCGUAAAGGAAUGCAAAUGUGGCAAGGAAAGGUUCCGAGACGCUGUCGACAGUUGUACCAAAGCGAGCCGUGGCGUUGCUACUUCGGUUACAGGCUCUACCCGACAUUGAAGUCUCCUUUAUUUGUUUUCCAAUGGUUAUUCGACGAGGCUCAAAUGUAUGCUGAUAACGUCGGAGCUCCAGUUACUAAGCAACAAUGGGAUUACAUUCAUAAAAUGGGAGACGCUUUACGGCAAAGCUUCGAAAAUGUAACCGCAGUCUUUGCACCAUCAUGCAUAUCUCACUCGAUCCUAACCAAGAGAGAUUGGCAGAAUGUUAAGAUCGAUGAAGUUUCAAUCGCCGAAGCUCUUCACUGUUGGGAACAACAACCUAUCAAGUACGCAGGUAGAAAGUUGAGGAAUUCAUUGUUACUCACUGAUCAACCAUCAAUAGUUAAUCAACAAAUAAGACGACUUCUUAAAACGGAUCAUUCCACUCUUGAAGAAAAGAAUUCCACUAACGAUAACGGAGAGAAAGGUUUAAACAGGAAGAAGCGAAGAAAGAGCAGGAAGAACCAACAGAAUACAAACAAUCCCAAGAAAAACAAGAAUCGGAAACGUAAAGGGCAUAGAUUACAUCACGGAGAACACAGAAAUCGAAGCAACAGGAUGAAGCACCAAUCAAAUUCCAUAAAACCCACCGAACAUCCGAGAUCUCAGAGGUCCGUAUUACGAACGCAGAAACGAUCCCAUCAGGAUUGUAGUCACAGGAGAUUAGAGAGAUGUUCGUGGCCUCAUUGUAACCACUCGUGUCCGAAACUCCACAAUCCUUUCACUGGUGAUGAAAUGGACAUUAUAGAACUCCUAAAAUCUUUCGGAUUGGAUAUGGAGAGCGUGGCAAAUGCUCUUGGUAUAGACAUGACUACACUGAAUAAUAUGGACCAAGGGGAACUAUUGAAUCUCUUAACGCAGCAAACGAAUUAACAAACGAUACGAAACGAUAUCAAAACGUAAGCGAAAAUUAAAAAAAGAAUAACAUAAGAGAAUUCCUUCAAAAGUGAUUCCCAGUGAUAUAAGUUAAUUAAUCUCAGUAACAACAUAAUUUAUUGCGCAAUUAUUUUAUAGAA
Molecule: messenger RNA, 2086 nt
Organism: Nicrophorus vespilloides
Lineage: Eukaryota; Metazoa; Arthropoda; Insecta; Coleoptera; Silphidae
Gene: Notum
Product: palmitoleoyl-protein carboxylesterase NOTUM
Exons: 5
Coding region: 237-1943 (568 amino acids)
Molecular function (GO): hydrolase activity
Source: RefSeq, a predicted model, not a curated record